UUUUGUGGUAAAGUAGAGAAAGCAUGGCUGGAGUGCUGGGAGUGAUUUUUACCUGCAUUUUAGUAAAAAGUAUUCUGCAGGCCUCAACUGCAGUGGAUCAUGUUCCUGUUCUCAUUUGGUCAUCUCAAAGUUCCCUGUGGGAAGGUCAGCCUUUUGAAUAUGAAGGACACAUUAUUUUGGAACAGGAGCUGCAUAAUUUGCUGCAGCCACUCUUUAACCAAAGUUCAAGGAACAUAGUGCUGUUUCUUCAGGAUAAACUCAGCAUGGAUGAUUUCACAUACUAUAGACGAGACCAUGCAAAUGAGAAGCCAUUUCACAGUCUACAGAUAUCAAUUGAGACUUCUGCUUCAUCCUUGGUUUUACCAGCAGUGACAACGCAAGGCUCAAGCCACUUGUCUGAGUAUCUGCAGAAACAAACAGAAUGGAACAUCUUCACCGCAGAUCAUUUCCCAAUAGAAGACCUGGAUAUAGAUCCAACCAAACCUAAUUUGUUCCUUGUUAACUUACCAGUACUAAGCAGUACCAGUGAUGUGUCGAGAGCACAUGUCCUGGCUGACAAUGAUCUUAUAAUGGGAAAGUUCACAACAAAUCUGAAACAUCGUGGAAUUCCGUUUACAGCCAUUUAUACUGCAUUUAGUCCUUCCAAGGGGUUCAAAAGUACCGACAUGACUUCUCACACUGGACGUCAGUUAUUGGCUGUGGACAUCCCUGCUCCUGCCCGAUAUUCUCCUCUAACAGUGACUAAUGGCACUUAUACUUGCAUCAUCAUGUUUGCUACAAAAGUAGCCUUAACUUUCAAAAAUACCCUUCAUGUUGAUCUGACAAACGAAACGUUUGUUUCCCACACAGUGAAUUCUACUUCUUCUGAGUGCUCCGACACCAACACUUUGGUAUCUCUAAAAUAUUCCAACCCUGCUGAAGGAAUCAAUACAUUGGAACUCAGAUUUCUAAUGACCAACAAGUUCUACAAGGGCUCAGCACGCAAGUGGUUUACCUUUGAUUCACUGGAGAUUAUACAAGAUCAUUUACAUACUGCAAGGUUUAAUGCAUCCAUCUCUGCACCUGCAGAGUAUUCUUAUCACUGUCAGCUAGUGGGAACAAACAUGAAUUAUGCUUCAAGAUUCAUUCCAGCUAACAAGGAGGCACAAGCCUGGGAAAUCCACAUUUCUGACUUUCAGAUUCAAGGUUUCAACAUAAAGAAUAACAUGUUUUCCUAUGCCAGUGACUGUGCAUCAUUCUUCACUCCUGGAAUCUGGAUGGGCCUGAUUUCAACCUUUCUGAUGUUAAGCAUUUUGUACUAUGGACUCUUAAUGAUUAUGCAGCUAACCACUAAUGACAGAUUUGAUGAUCCAAAAGGUGCAGCAAUCUUUGUUCCUCAGACUAAUUAACACUGCUCUAUUGUAUUUAAUAAUCAAUGCUUGUGAAGUUAUUAGUUACAAUGUAUCUUUGCCCGAUAAAAGGACACUUGUCUGCUCAGAAAGGAAAUUGCUUAAGUGAAGCACUUCUAUUGUGAUUGCAAUCUAACCUGAUCUGAUUUCUGUAAACUGCUCUCUUAUUCUUGUAAAGUGUUUUCAAUGGUGUACAAAGCAUAAACUAACUUACUGGGAUUGCCUCUAGGUAUUUAAGGAUAAUCAUUGUUUUUAGGAUAAAUUAUGAAACUUUGAUUGUGUAGUAAUCAAAUAAUUGUUUACACCAUAAAAAAAUAAAUAAAUACAGUACAUGCAAACUGUUUUUCUAUAAAGGAAGAAUAUCAUACUGUAUCACAUGGCAAAGCAUUUAACUCAAUUACCCAUUUCAUUUAAAUUAAUUGUAGGAACAUUAUACAGUACAUGAGUUUACAAUACUACAUUACUGGGGUACAUUUUCAGUUUCCCAUGUUUUUCCCCAUGCUUACAGUAUGUAUCACCUUACUUUAUUACAAGUUGUUUUGUACUGAAUCAGCUUAAUUUAAUCUGUUUUUAUUAAUGUAUUGUCUUUGGACCUUUGGUUACAUGACACAUCCUAUCCUGAUUUUUAAAAAAAAAUGUACUGCCUUUACCAGGAAGGCUUUUUUUAUUAUUAUUAUUAUUUUCUUUUAAACAUGGCUUUUAAUUGGCAUGUUCUACACUUCUAGUGUUCUUUUUGUGUAGACACGUUUGUCAUUAUUAAUAAAGCCUAGUUCUUGCCAUAGCUCCCUAAAUAGACCUGUUUAAUUUUUAUAUUCAAUUAUUUGACUUCUGUGAAAUCCAGGCAAUACAAAUCCUAUUCUAAGUACUCCCAUUAUCUAGCAACUAUAUCCUAUAUCUGGGCUCAGAGAGUUUUAAAUUCAGCAAAUUUAUUAAAUACAUCUGCUUCAUGGAUGCUAUAAACCUCUAAGAAACUCUGGUACCUAGCCUUUUUAAGCAGCAGGUUGCUGCUUUAGCAAAUGUUUAAAACAGUUGCUGGAAUCGAUCUGAGAAAGGCAUGAACACCUUUCUCAGAAUCAGAUACAGCGGGACAGAUUAAUGAAGGUCCUGAUUAUAUUUAUCGUGAGGUUUCGUUUUUAAAGUUUUACACAUGUAAUACUGUUUGUACAAUAUGUGUUAAAGUCUUAAUAGAGAUGCAUGCAAUGAAAAAACACUGAAGUGGCAUGCUAGUGCACAACAAAAAUGUGUACAGAAUGCAGUAAAAAAUAAUUUACAAACUUUUUUUUCUUUUGUUUUCUCUUGUUACAUGAUCGAGCGUGUUAUAUGAUUAACCAACACUAAAAACACUAAGUUAUGUACAUAGUUUUAGGAGUUAAAAUGUUCAGGUUACAGAAAACUGAUGACAUUGUUUCUCUGCACUUUCAUCAUCACAGCAGUUCAUUAUCUUGUUCAGCAGUUUCUUCAAUAAAGAAACAGUGUCAACUGUAA
Messenger RNA from Acipenser ruthenus (sterlet), 2873 nucleotides. RefSeq names its product V-type proton ATPase subunit S1-like. Lineage: Eukaryota; Metazoa; Chordata; Actinopteri; Acipenseriformes; Acipenseridae. The coding region runs from base 24 to 1388 and encodes 454 amino acids. The transcript is spliced from 10 exons. The record is from RefSeq and is a predicted model, not a curated record. Gene Ontology annotation, cellular component: proton-transporting V-type ATPase complex.